AUGCUCAAUGUUGCCUUGUUGUCUUUGCCUGCUCACCGUCUGCAUUUCAGCAAUGAGCUAGCUCAACGGCUAGACAACCUUCCUAUCGCUGCCGCCGCCGAUGCCGCCACUGCCGAGAAUGCCUCCGUGGAGAACUGCUGGUGUCAAAUGCGAGACACGGUCCAGUCGACGGUGCUAGCCGUCCUCGGUCGCGCACUCCGCCAACACCAGGACUGGUUCGACAACAACGACGCCGCCAUCAGAAAUCUGCUUGUUGAGAAGAACCGCCUACACAAAGCCUACGUAGACCACCCCACUGACGACAACAAAGCUGCCUUUUACCGCAGUCGCCGCCACCUUCAGCAACUACUGCGCGAGAUGCAGGACGCCUGGACUGUUCGCAAAGCUGAGGAGAUCCAAGGCUACACGGACCGCAACAAAUGGAAGAACGUCUUCUCCGCGAUCAAAGCUGUCUACGGUCCGCCGACGAAGGGCACUGCUCCUCUCCUCAGCGCUGACGGUAGUACCCUCCUGACCGCGAAGGCGCAAAUUCUACAGCGAUGGGCCGAGCAUUUUCGAGGCAUCCUCAACCGUCCCUCCACCAUCUCUGACGCCGCCAUCGCCCGUUUUCCGCAAGUGGAGACCAACGUGGACCUCGACCUCCCGCCAUCUCUCCAGGAAACCAUCAGGACCGUUCAGCAGCUCUUCAGCGGGAAAGCACCCGGAUCGGACGCAACCCCUGCUGAGGUCUACAAGCACGGGUGUCCCCAACUAAUGGAUCACCUGACUGCGCUCUUCCAGGAGAUGUGGCGUCAAGGUGAAAUCCCGCAAGAUUUCAAAGACGCAACCAUCGUGCACCUCUACAAGCGAAAAGGGAAUCGCCAUGUCUGCGACAAUCACCGUGGCAUCUCCUUGCUGAACAUCGCCGGGAAGAUCUUCGCUCGCAUCCUGCUCAACCGCCUCAAUAAGCAUCUCGAACAGGGCCUUCUGCCAGAAAGCCAGUGCGGCUUCCGUCGACAUCACGGGACCAUGGAUAUGAUCUUCGCCGCCCGUCAACUUCAGGAGAAGGGCCAGGAGAUGCGGACCCACCUGUACUCUACCUUCGUGGACCUGACGAAAGCCUUCGACACGGUGAAUCGUGAAGGACUGUGGAAGAUCAUGCAGAAAUUCGGCUGUCCGGAGCGAUUCAUUCAGAUGGUGCGUCAGCUGCACGACGGUAUGAUGGCGCGAGUCACGGACAACGGAGCUGUCUCAGAGGCAUUCGCAGUGACCAACGGAGUGAAGCAGAGAUGCGUGCUGGCGCCUACCCUCUUCAGUCUCAUGUGCUCUGCCAUGCUGAUGGACGCCUACCGCGAAGAACGUCCCGGGAUCCGCAUCGCCUACAGGACGGACGGUCACCUGCUGAAUCAACGGCGGAUGCACUUCCAAUCGCGCGUCUCCACAACCACCGUUCACGAACUUCUGUUCGCCGACGACUGCGCCCCGAACACUACCUCGGAAGAGGAGAUGCAACGGAGCAUGGACCUCUUCUCUGCCGCCUGCGAGAAUUUCGGUGUGGUCAUCAACACGCAGAAGACGGUGGUCAUGCAUCAACCGCCACCCAACACAGCAACUUCUCCCAACGCGCCGCAAAUCAGCGUGAACGGAACCCAACUGCAAGUGGUGGAGAACUUCCAGUACCUGGGAAGCACCCUCUCCCUUAACACCAAAAUCGAUGACGAAGUCGCUCGCAGGAACUCGAAUGCCACUCAAGCCCUCGGCUGCCACCAAAGCACAGUUUGGAAGCGUCACGGCCUCCAACUGAGCACGAAGCUGAAAAUGUACAAGGCCGUCAUCCUGCCGACGCUGCUGUACGGAGCAGAGACUUGGACAGUGUACACAAAGCAGGCACGUCGUCUGAACCACUUCCACCUCAGUUGUCUCCGUCGCAUCCUGAGGCUGAACUGGCAGGAUCGAAUCCCCGACACUGAUGUGCUGGAAUGGACGGGAAUCCUCAGCAUCUACGCCAUACUGAGGCAAAUGCAGCUGCGCUGGAGCGGCCACCUGGUGCGCAUGGACGACGAGCAACUACCCAAACGACUCUUCUACGGAGACGUCGCGACGGGCUCUCACCGCCAAGGAGGCCAAAUUCGUCGAUACAAGGAUACUCUGAAGUCCUCCCUGAAGCGUCUGCAAAUUAACCCGACCAACUCGGAAGAGCUCGCCCUCGACCGACCGACCUGGAGGAGGAAAGUGAAGACAGGCGCUGCGAUCUAUGAGGCCAACCGAAUCGCCGCUGCCAAAGUGAAACGCGAAGCACGCACAUCACAGCUACGCCCCGUCCGCAACGCCGCCACACAACCGCUUCCAACGUGUCCUCGAUGUCAACGGACAUUCCGGGCUCGAAUCGGACUUGUUGGACAUCUUCGGAUUAACUGCGCCUCCCAUAGCGCACCAACCGCCGUCCCUCGGCCCGCCUCUUCCUUGUCCUCUCCACCGCCAACUAGCUCUGACAAUUCUUGUGAACCACCACUUCCAUCAUCAUCAUCAUCAUCAUCAUCAUCAUCAUCAUCAUCAUCAUCAUCAUCAUCAUCAUCAUCAUCAUCAUCAUCAUCAUCAUCAUCAUCAUCAUCAUCAUCCCCCUCCUCCAGCCCCACUGCACCAACCGUGGUCGCUCUGAUGACCGUCACUCACACCAGCAUCACACACAUUCAUAACACUACAACAGACACCAUCCCUCCAACCUUCGACUCCAGGGGUGAGGACCAGGACUACACCUGCCCUCACUGCGACCGCACCUUCACCUCACACAUCGGCCUGGUCGGUCACUUGCGAAUCCAUCGCACAGAGACUGGCGAACCAGUGCCAGGAGCACCAGCCUGCACCCGCCGCACUCGCCUCCGCUGCUCACACUGCCCUCGCACCUUCACGCAUCGCAUGGGCCUAUUCGGCCACAGGCGCAUCCACGAGAGCGGAAUUGACCGCCCUCCCGACUCACCCACCACGCCAAACCCCAUCCCCACUUCAUCACCCUUUGCGCCCAUCACCGUUAUCGCAACUGACACCGACACCACCGACCUCACCUGUCCACACUGUCCACACACAUUCACCUCUCGCAUCGGCCUGGUUGGUCACUUGCGAAUCCAUCGCACGGAGACUGGCGAACCAAUGCCUGGAGCACCAACCUGUGUCCACCAAGCUCGCCUCCACUGCCCUCGCACUUUCACGCGUCACAUGGGCCUAUUCGGCCACAUGCGCAUCCACGACGACCUGCGGUAG
Molecule: messenger RNA, 3237 nt
Organism: Spirometra erinaceieuropaei
Lineage: Eukaryota; Metazoa; Platyhelminthes; Cestoda; Diphyllobothriidea; Diphyllobothriidae
Source: the annotation of a GenBank genome assembly